AAAAAGAAACAGAGAAGAAGAAGAAGAAAAAAGCCUCGUCCGAUUGUUGACAAAGUGCAGCUAGCUACUUCUGGUUGGAAUGCAAUUUUUCUUCGUAUUCUCCAAAAGCUAUUGUUCACAAUGACCUCUCCACAAGACAGACACGGCACAAAACGACCAGCUUCUCCCACACAAGAUGGGUCCACACAGUGGGAAUCUGCUGAUCUGGGAAGUGAUGAACGAAAGCAAAAGUUUUUACGUUUGAUGGGUGCAAGCAAGAAAGAACACACAGGACGUCUUGUCAUCGGUGACCACAAGUCGACGUCUCACUUCCGUAGUGGGAAGGAAGAUAAGAAGAUGAACGAUGAACUGGAACAUCAGUAUCAGCAGGGCAUGGAUGGAAAACUGUCGGGAAGGAAUCGAAGGCAUUGUGGUCUGGGUUUCAGUGAGCCUGACCCGCAGCUAGAAUCAACACCCAUCCCACCCCCGGAUGGUCCGACAGAUGGCGCCAGUCCAGAGAAGUCCACCAGUGAAGAAAGUCCCACAGACUCUCAGGACAAACACUCUGACACCAGUCCAAAGGAGAAAAGCUCAGAACAGACUGAGCACAGCUCAGACGAUACAGAUGAGGAACGCAAACACGACUACAAAGCAGCCUUCGUAAAAUCAGCGUAGGGCGGGGGGGGGAGGAUUUAAGUUUUGUAUUAUCGGAUUUGGCCAGAAUGUGUUUUGUUUGUUUACUUUUAGACGACUACUUGUUGUCUCUGUCAUGUUUCUGAGCAGAGAUGGAUUCUUCACAGCUCAUCACUCAGGUGAAGAUAAGUCUUCAAGCGAAAAACAAACGAAAAAGUCUUGGGUGGUCCCAAACCUCAUUAAAACGACAAACAAGCCAGUUUCAUUUCAUGUUUUUAGUUUGAACAUUUUAACAGUCAUCAUGUUUGUCUUGAAUAGGAUGAGCUCUCAUUAAUUAUGGAUUAUAAAGAUGUGACUUUUUAUUGUUUUCUUUAUGAAAACUAAUAAAAGGAACAGAGUCACUUUGUUUUCUGUUAGUAUUCUAAAGGCAUUUGAUUAUAAAGAUGAUAUGGACUGUA
Molecule: messenger RNA, 1070 nt
Organism: Austrofundulus limnaeus
Lineage: Eukaryota; Metazoa; Chordata; Actinopteri; Cyprinodontiformes; Rivulidae
Gene: cunh11orf58
Product: chromosome unknown C11orf58 homolog
Exons: 5
Coding region: 121-654 (177 amino acids)
Source: RefSeq, a predicted model, not a curated record